GCCCCCUUACUUGUGAUAUAAAAAAUAUAGUGGUAGACAGAACAGUGCUUCUGCCGCAUCUGCACUGUAGAGAAGACGGAAUUAAUUAUUAAAAGCGAAGGGAUCAAUUUAGAGUAGCGCAUCAGGGAGGGGCAGAGAGAGAGAGAGAGAGAGAGAGAGAGAGAGAGAGAGAGAGAGAAAGAAAGAAAGAAAGUGCAGCCCUGAGUUUCUAUCCACGCCUAAAAAUAAUGCGAAUCCAUUCCAUAAAAGGAUAACGCGCCUCCGGUGUGCCAUCCGUUGGUAAAAUGUGCUACUCCGCCGUCAAGAAAAUAAAAGAAGCGGGACACGGAGACGUAUUGCACUGCAUCUCUAAUACAAUAUUAACCGUGAAGCAGCACGUCGGGGUUAGAGCUCUGGUCCGCGAUUAGGGUUCUUGAAGAAAAAAAUAGAUUACUUAUUUAUAAAUAUUUUUUACAGUUUAUUUUAAAUAUAUAGCCUAUGGGCAUACAUGUAUGUAUGUGUAUAUUUGUUUAACUAAGACUGAGAUGACACUGCAAUGUUGAUUGGGUAUAAGAGAAACGACGAGUGAAUUGCAAAGGGUAAACUUAUUUCAAGGUUCUGUCUGUUGGCUUUAUAGGCCUCUACAUGAAGGAUAGUAACACGCCCUGACAUUGAAACUCAGGAGAGAACACAGGCGAGUUCACACUGCAAGAAAACCAGCAUUUAAAGAACCAGCUGCAGCGCCUUUUAUAAAAGUGCGACCUGAGAUGUAAGAAUUGAACUGCAUCGAAGAUUUGUUACCAAAUGUUGCAAAUAUUUCGUUUUACCAGUGAGUGAUCUUGCCAGAUCCGUGCAUUGAACAGCGGCUGCAUGUGUAACAUUCGUCUUUUAAGUGAUCUCAACAAACAUGCUUGAUUUUUCUGAAAUCCUGGCGAUGGAGCCCAGCAGCCCUCGUUGGGUGUAAGGAGAGGGGGAUAUGGGAAGGAGGGUAUCGGAGACACCCAUUCACAUUGCAGUCCUCGCACUGGUGUUCCUCUCAGCGGCCGUGUCGGCGGAGGUGAAAUGCGGGAAUAUUUACAAGGGCUUCUCGGACUGCGUUCUGAAACUGGGGGAGAACAUGGCGGCCUACCAAGAGGAGCAGGAGCCAGAGCAGGGGUUGCAGGCGGUGUGCAGCCACUGGGAGGCGUUCCACGUAUGUGCCACCACAGCCCUGUCAGAGUGCCAGGAGGAGGCAGGGCAUAUCUGGGAGACCUUGAAGGAAGAGUCCAAGAAGAUCCGCUUCCAAGGCAGCCUCUUCGACCUGUGCAGCCCGAACGGGGCUCCACGACUGGGACCACUAACAAACUACCUGUCCCUCCUGCUGCUGGUGCUCCUCCCCACUGCAAUCACCUGGCUGUCUCUAUAGAGACUGCAGCAGCCAGCCCAUACAGACAUGGCCUUGAGAAUGGAAGAACACCCCCAGAUUCAAAGUGGAAUCUUCCUUUCCCCCAUAGGAGCUGGGUAGCACAGCUCACUCAACACAGCCCGGGAGGGGUCAUUCUGAUUCAUUCCGCUGUAAACAGGUUCACUCCCAGACAAUCAGUGUCCUUUUGAGAAAAUACUAUUGUAUACUAUAGGAUUGGUAAAUACUAUAGCCCCACUCAUUACAAAGAUAAAUAUGCAUUCUGUAGAUGUUUGCCAUUGCUGUAGCAUACUCUAGUAUUUUGUUUAAACUGUUGGGGACUUUGGUUUAGGGAAGGGGGGGGGGGGGUCAUUUAGUCAUUCCCAAGUGGCAUGAGCCUGCAUGAGAUGGUGUUCUUAAUGAGAGAGUGAGAUUAACCCUUUGCCUGUCGUGGAAUGGCUCUGAUUAGUAGUUUAGGAUGGAAAAAAAUGUCUGUAUAUUUAUUUAUAAACGUAUUGCUGUGGAAAUAAUUGUUAUAUUUACAUUAACAUUCUAAGUUGCCAGAGCAUAAUUAUUUAUUUUUUUAUUUAGGAAAAGCAAGUUGCCUUUUGGUCUGGAAUGCACUCCUUGUUGGUGUAUGACCAUGAUAAAAAAAAACAAAAAAAAAACGCUUUGCUAAACAUGAUCACUAUUGGUAGAAGUGACCUCUGUGAGAGUAGAUGUAUUUAUGGAGGCCAGUCUUAUGAGUUUUUUUUAUAUUUAAAAAGUGUUACUUGUCAAGUACUCGCACUUCCAACAUCAUUCUACACAAUGCCACUGGCAUUAGAGGCUUAAUAAUAUGUUUGACAGAAAGGAAAUUAGAGUUCAGCUCGAAAUGCAAAGAAUAAAUAUUUCAGUCUUCAGCAGAUUCAGACAUCACACACUCUUCAUUCUUUAACUGCCAAACAAGACCAGAAUGUCAGCUUUACAUUUUUGUAAUGCUCCACACUUGGAAUUCUGGGUCUUGUAGUCUCCAUUGCACAAGACCAUGCUUUAUUAAUUAAGGAGAAUUUACACUUUGUAAAUCAGCCACUGCUAUUUCAAAAGUGUUGUUGCAGAUAGGGACCUCCAACAUAUUUUCAGUGUUAUGAAAACUUAAAGCCAUACCCAUCUCUUUGACCUGUGACCUAAUUAGAGAUGUACGAAUAUACUAAUGUCAUGAUAUGAUGCCUAUCGCGAUAUGCAGGUCACGAUGUGACCUGUAUCACAGUAUGAUAGUAUCACGAUGCAUGUGAUGGUCCUGAUGGGUUACUUGCAUGAUGCUUUAAUAAGAUCACAUGAUAAUUCAGUGACAGUUUUGUUAAAAGACAUCAAUGGAGUGAGAUGGGGAGAGUAUGCAUUCAUACCACCUGUGAAACACUUACUGUUCAUUCAAGAACCACAUGGUGAACUACAAUGAGCUGUGUGGUGCUUUUAGUCUUGUAUGGCGAUACAAAUGAUACGGACCUCUAUUACAAUAAGAUAUAUCACAUAAAGAAAGUAGUAUGAUUCAUCAAUAAACGAUAAAUCUACGCCUCUAGACCUAAUAUGGCUGCCAUGUUGUUGUGACUUUUUGGCAUCUGGAUAAAUAAAUACCAAAUGAAAAAGCUGUGAGAGACUGGCUUUCCAUUGUGUAAAUAAGUAUACUACUUGAUUAUCCAAGUUCCAUUAGGGGUGUUGGCCAGUAAACGUCCAUAACGACAGGGCGGCACACAACACUUCCCCUUUGAUCUUGUCGAUCUGUGAGAUUGGAGGCACAACAUAAGAGGGUAGAGCCUGGGAGCAAACCCACAACCUUGCACAACGCAAGCGAACGUCUCAGCCGCUAUGGAAAAGAACCAAGCUGGUUUGCAUUUGUGAUCAUAGAGUUUUUAAUCUCAUCUCCCCGACAGGGGGCAGAAACCUAUACCAGCUGGCAUAACACGACACUACCCGUUACACAGGCAUAGAUGUGAAUAGAAGGAGCCCAGCAGCAUGAUGUCACAAAGCAGUUUAAGAAAGCGGCUGCAGCAUUGUUCUGGAGAUUAUUAUGAGUGGCAGCAGAGAUCAAGAUCACUUGCUAAUCUCAAUACCUGCCACUUUGUUAAUGGAGAAUGAUUACAAGAAAGUUACUGUUAACUUCUGUUUGCAGCACGUUAAUAAAAAGCAUGUUGCAGAGCCAUGUAUUCUAUGAUCCAAGUGGCAUCUCAUUAGUUUUGUUAAUUCUAUCGAAUAAAGUGAUCCACUAUGACCUAACAAACUUUAUAACAAAGUCUGAAUCUCAAACUGUUCGCAGACCACAGCAUUACCAGCAGGACAACAUCAUGGAUCUGGAACCAAUACAUCACAAGAGUCUUGAUAUGGUAGCGGACUGUCUGGUAUUGCUAUGACCUGGAAUGGGUUUGCAGUAUUUAUUUGUUCAUACUAUUGUGAUACCAUUGUCAUGUCAAAAUAUGAAAGUGUUACCACAGUGAUACCACCCCUUAAAAUGGAACACAUUCAUUGCUGUAAAAACAAACCCUGUUUCUUCAUAGUUACCCUGAAUGUGGUCAGAGAUGCAAUCCACUGGAGUCCCUCAUCCCUGAUCCAUUCUGUGGGGUGAAGAUACACUUUGGGGGGUCCAUAAUAUUGCCAUGAUGUCAAGUACCCUGGUCUAAUCCCAUGCGGAAUUUAAAAAAAAAAACACAACAGGACCCAAAAAUGCGUUAUUUCACUUUAUUAUUAUUUGUUGAAUCUGUGUUCCUUAAAAAUGUGGACUAAAUGCAUGGUUUGUCUUGAAAAGUAUUAGAAACAUAGAAAUCUUUUGUUGCGGUAUCCUUUCUAGAAAUGCACUGGCACGGCAAACGGAGAAAUCUGUAGACACUCCACAAGGACAGGAUUGUCCAGACCGCCCAGACAUUCAGUAAAGUACAUUGAUCAGGAUUGUUUCAACCGUGAAUCGAAUCAAGUAGUGUGAAUGUUCGUCUACGUGCCGUUCACCUUCACACGAAGGCUGUUGUCUGUUUUCCAUCUUCACAUUCAGUUUAGAUAUGAGGUGAUGAUGAUGGCUGCAUCUAUUUUAAUGAUCCAAACCAUGGCAGAGCUUGAUACCGCCAAUCUUGAACUGUAUUUGACCUUCCAGAGCUAACAUAUAGUGUUGACACACUUUAUAACAUUGAUUGCUACAUACAGUGCAAUUACAGUGACGUCAAUGGGAAGGCAUUUUGAUUCUGCCACUGUUUGAAUUAUGAAAAUAGAACCACCGUGUCUCUGGAAAGGAUGUGGCACCUUGCCAAGGAAAACAAACAACUUCUGGUUACUACUGAAAAUAAUAUUA
Messenger RNA from Polyodon spathula (Mississippi paddlefish), 4673 nucleotides. RefSeq names its product neuritin-like. The transcript has 3 exons. Gene Ontology annotation, biological process: neuron projection extension; nervous system development. Gene Ontology annotation, cellular component: plasma membrane. Bases 956 to 1384 code for a protein of 142 amino acids. Lineage: Eukaryota; Metazoa; Chordata; Actinopteri; Acipenseriformes; Polyodontidae. The record is from RefSeq and is a predicted model, not a curated record.